UCUGAGACUGCAGACGAGUAACACCAACACAGUGCCGCUAACAGUUCAGCAAAUACGUGCGUUGCGUUAUCAUGGCUUCCCUGCCAACUACCCCUCUGGAGAAGGCAACACAACAAAAACACAAGUUACCACCACUCCACUUGAAAUCCUUCAGCACGGACCCUGGUGGGCCUUCUCCAUGUCCGACGCCGCGGAGCAAUCUCUCAUGGAAGGAGAGGCAUCAGAGUGUUCUGCAGUUGGUCAACCAGCAGGACAAUUCGCCAGCGUAUAAUUACGUUCCGCCUAAGUCCUACAUCUUCAAGCUCACGCAACUGAUCGUCACCAUAGUAUGUACGGGGUCAUAUUCCAAAGGAGUAAAUGGAGUAACAUCUUCCACUACAGCGCAAAUGUUACCCUACUUCGUCUGCUCUGCCUUCAUGGUCAUUACGCCUGUCAUCCUUAUCAGCUACGUACUGGGUCACAGAAUGCCCGAAAUUCUGAUACGGAUAUUCAACACGCUGGCUGGAAUCCUCUUCCUGGUGGGCGGCGCUGUGGCUCUACAGAACUGGCGCGGCUUCGUGGCCGAUAUGAAAGGCAAACCUGAAGACUCCGAUAAACGAAACGCCGCUGUGUUUCUGCUGACAACUGGCGUUCUCUGUCUUGUCAAUUCACUGUUCUACCUGAUAGAUGUUGCUAUCAGCGUCCACUCCACUCUGUCGUCACCAUGACGGUUCAGAAGAGGGGCAUUUGCUUCCAAAAUGAGAAACGUAAACACCAUUACAAUUUCACUUAAAAGAAAGGAACUCGAAAAACAAUCCGAAAACAUAAAAUUAACAUUUUUUUUUGUUUCAUUCUGGUCCGUCACACUAAUAAUAUUACGAAAAAAAUAAAUAUUUCCGUCCAGUGCGACCGGUUAAGAUUUUUCUUCUUCUUCUUUUUUGCUCUAAAUUAAUCUCCACGUAGUGCCCCUUUCCGAAAAAUUGCACGACUCAAACUUGGACAUUGCUCUGAAUGGAAAUAAGCGGACCACACUGUAGUAAGGUCUACUGCAACACGGAGAACACGUAUUUCCCGGACCGUUCCUUGCGAUUUUCGAAACCUCACUGGCUGUCAGAUUCAUCUUUUAUGGCAAUGGUAUACUGUGUAAGAUACAAACCUAACCGAAGACAACUAUCAUACUGCACUGCGUCAUAUAUCGUUAUCUUUUCUGUAUCUCUUUACAUGUAAAAUAUGUUUCAAAUGUAGUUCAUCUGAAUUACAUUUAUAUUUUGUAUCAUGUACCAAGGCUACUGUAAU
This is a messenger RNA of Cryptotermes secundus, 1275 nucleotides long. Its product is annotated as protein snakeskin. Lineage: Eukaryota; Metazoa; Arthropoda; Insecta; Blattodea; Kalotermitidae. Gene Ontology annotation, biological process: septate junction assembly. The coding region runs from base 72 to 707 and encodes 211 amino acids. The record is from RefSeq and is a predicted model, not a curated record. The transcript has 4 exons.